AUGUGCCGCACAACCCUGUUCGUGUACGUCUGUAAACAUGAAGGCACGGAAAUAUUUAAGUGUAAAGAAGUUGGAAAGAAAGAAAAGGAAAGUCAGACAGUUUUGGAUCCCGGAGAUUGUGACUUGGGGCUUAACAAAAAUGCCGGAGCCUUUGCUCUUUCUCGCCAAAAGUUCUGUCCCGAUUGCACCACCAAUCCUCAGAAUAGACCGAAACGUACAACCGAGCAAAUCAAACUAGACGAAGACAAGCGAGCAGAAGACAAGGAAGAACUUGUACAAAAAUUGGCUCAGGCACAAUACACUGCGCCUGGCACUCUCAUGCAGAACGAUGAGUUGACGAAAGAAUUCUCUGGAUCGGCGGAUGAGGAAGCGAAACUGUUUGAGGGAAGGAAAAAGCUCAAUGAGGAUUAUGAUAAAGCCACAGAGCCUGUUUGGAGGUAUCUUCAAGAAGAUAAUCGAGAUAUGAUCGGCGAACUUGAAAAAGCUGGGGAGAAGUGGAGCUACUUUAUCGACUUCUAUCGAGAAGACGAGUCUCCGGCUCGUUGA
Molecule: messenger RNA, 546 nt
Organism: Sclerotinia borealis F-4128
Lineage: Eukaryota; Fungi; Ascomycota; Leotiomycetes; Helotiales; Sclerotiniaceae
Source: the annotation of a GenBank genome assembly